AUGGCCCGGCGUAUGUUUCACCACCUGCUACAACUCCUCUUAUCGCGCCUGGCUCGAGUAAUCUUGCCUGCCGAUGGCCCAGGCUUUCUCUACGUGUUCGUGGACGGGGGAGGGCAGAAUGGGACAACCGGGGAGAAUCUGGAUGGUGCCAGUCCCGACGAUGACGAGGAGGAGGGCCGAAUCAAUCGCGCAUCUGGCGCUCGAGAACAGCUGCUUAGAUCGGCCGCGGGUCUGGUGCAACAACUGACAGGUCUGGACGACGAUAAUCUCCCCAAUCCUUGUGACUGCUGCGGUAGCUUAGAUGGUAUACCUCGACCUGCAUCUUCUGGUCUAGUUGUACUACGUGUUGCUUUAUUAGUUUUAGUUGUGCUGGCUGUCUGUGGCUUCUGGGGUGGCAUUUGCAGAUACAACCUCUCAAGUUUCAAUGUGGGCAAGUUCAAAUGGAAACAAGAUGAUACUGGGUGGUGGUAA
Molecule: messenger RNA, 471 nt
Organism: Lentinula edodes (shiitake mushroom)
Lineage: Eukaryota; Fungi; Basidiomycota; Agaricomycetes; Agaricales; Omphalotaceae
Exons: 8
Coding region: 1-471 (156 amino acids)
Source: RefSeq, a predicted model, not a curated record